This is a messenger RNA of Orbicella faveolata, 1984 nucleotides long. RefSeq names its product WD repeat domain-containing protein 83-like. The record is from RefSeq and is a predicted model, not a curated record. Gene Ontology annotation, biological process: mRNA splicing, via spliceosome. Gene Ontology annotation, molecular function: protein binding. Gene Ontology annotation, cellular component: catalytic step 2 spliceosome. NCBI's taxonomy places the organism in Eukaryota, Metazoa, Cnidaria, Anthozoa, Scleractinia, Merulinidae.
UAGUUGCGAGUCGUUCCCAGAAUAGUUAAACAGUUGAAGUUACUCUAAGAUCCACUCUACCAUCAGUUAUUCUACCUUGUGGGAGAUCACACGACAAGCACCUGUGCAACAACACAUUAUGAAAAGGAAAUGGUCCUGGACCGAGAUGGGAUACCUUGCUAGGGACAGACGAAAUGGAGUAGAUAGGCUUCAGAUCAGAUCAGACGUUUGUUUGUGAAUGAAAAGAACAUGGUCAUGUAUCUUGCAAAUGGAAUGCCUUACUGAUUGAACAUAAUGGACUGUGGGGUAGGUGGGGAAGGUAAUCCGCUUUGCCACCAUGCAUAUUGAUCGGUAUUCCAUCACCAAGCUCCCGUCGAGUUUUCGCAGCUCUGCGGACGUGAGAGUCUCCUUCUUUCCCUCUCUCGCGCCGCCUUGUUUUUCUUUUCUCUUUCUGGGAGACCACAGGUUACACCUAUGGCUGAUUGAAAACUAUCAUUAUUGGCAAAUGCAAUUUUGAUUUAUGAUCAGAGCGGAAGUCAGAAAAUCAGACAAGCAAUAACAUUGUCAAAACCAAGUUAUAUUGCAGAAAAAAUGAACUGCCAGUUAAUACUUGUUCACCAAGGUAGCACAAAACCACCUUUGAUUACAACUUAGCUGCGCUUGACCAACAUGGAGUCCUGGGAACAAGAACAAAUGGGAAGGAAAGGCUACCAAGCAAAACAAUAUGGCGGAUGAGUUCGUUGAAAGAACGUACGAAUCGACGGGUGAAAAUGACCAGUGAGUAGUAAAGAAAUGGACUUACCCCUUCCAUGCAAGGAAACAAGAAAUCUAGAAGGUCAUCAAGGAGCUGUUCGGGCGGCCAGAUUCAAUUAUGAUGGCAACUACUGCCUUACAUGUGGAAGCGAUAAACUGCUGAAGCUUUGGAACCCUCACAAAGGCACAUUGCUAAAGACGUACAGUGGACACGGGUAUGAGGUGCUGGAUGCUGUAGGAUCCAGUGAUAACAGUAGGGUGGUUAGCUGUGGAGGUGAUAAGACUGUAGUGCAAUGGGACGUAGCAACUGGACAGAUUAUACGCCGCUUCAGAGGACACACCAGUAAAGUAAACUGUGUAAAGUUCAACCAGCCAGACAGCACCGUUAUAAUAUCUGGUUCAUAUGACGCCACAGUGCGCUGCUGGGAUUGUAGAUCUCGCAGUCUUGAACCCAUACAGAUCCUUGAUGAUGCUAAGGACAGUGUGUCUUCACUGGCUGUCUCUCAGCAUGAAAUUCUCUCUGGUUCUGUCGAUGGCAAGGUCCGUAACUAUGAUAUUCGCAUGGGUAAGUUGCAAGCAGAUUGUAUUGGCCAGCCAGUGACUAGUGUGAGCUUUACCAGGGAUGGUCAGUGUGUGCUGGCAUCAACAUUAGAUGAUACCAUUCGUCUUUUGGAUAAAGACACUGGGGAAUUACUAAAUGAAUUUACAGGUCAUGUGAACAAAGACUACAAAGUAGACAGCUGUUUGAGUAGCAGCGAUGCUCAGGUUGUUAGUGGCUCAGAGGAUGGCAGAAUCUGUUUCUGGGAUCUGGUGGAAGCCAAGAUAAUCCACACCCUGGAGAAAGCUCAUCAAUCUGUUGUGUACUCUUUGUCUUAUCACCCAACAGAAAUUUGUCUUCUGUCUGCUUCUUCAGAUGGAAAAGUCAAAGUUUGGCGUGACUCAAAGUGGGAGCCUGAAUAGAGAAGACUAAUGUCACUUUACUGACAGAAGAUUGCAAGCAUUCAGUUUCUUGAUUUGUACAUUGUACAUGUACAUUGCCACAAAUUAUGAUAAGCUAUUUUAAAAUGGAGUCAAAGCAAGGAAAAGGUGUCUUCAGCCCAUAUAUUCAGUUUCACACCUGCAAUGCUUGUGGAUAACGACAGGUGGUCAAAUCUCCUGGAUAUGACAAAACAAUGGGUGUUUAUUUAUAUAUUUUUCAAUGGAAUUCAAAGCCCCCUUUUGCCUUUGAAAAUAUACCUUUGCACUCCAUAAA